This is a messenger RNA of Salvia splendens (bonfire salvia), 1161 nucleotides long. RefSeq lists its product as uncharacterized. The transcript has 3 exons. The record is from RefSeq and is a predicted model, not a curated record. NCBI's taxonomy places the organism in Eukaryota, Viridiplantae, Streptophyta, Magnoliopsida, Lamiales, Lamiaceae. The coding region runs from base 64 to 933 and encodes 289 amino acids.
GAAAAAAAUAAUACUACUAGUGAUUCUGAAAAUACGGAAAACCCUAAAAUCCAGAUUGGAGAAAUGGCUUUGGGGGAAUCCGACACCGAUUCCGUCGAUUCCGUUGUGGGUGGUAAACGGAAAAGAGGAGAGAUUCAGGAAACAGAGGAAAUCGAUUCCGGUGGCUGUGGUGGCGAGAUCGCGAAGAUCGAUUCCGAUGGCUGUUGUGGCGAGAUUUCGAAAAUCGAUUCCGGUGGCUGUGGUGGCAAGAUUGCGAAAGUCGAUUCCGGUGGUGGCGAUAUUGCGAAAAUCGAUUCCGGUGGUGGUUCCGCCAUGAAAGAGGAAAAAGAAACGAGACAGGUACUGAAAUUCGUAGAUAGAUAUAAUUUAUUUCAGCGGUACAACGGAAAGAUGCCAUUCGAAGAUGAAACUUAUGAUCCCACAAGGAAUGAUGAUUACUCAAGUGAGGAAGAUGGGAAAGGUAAUCUACAUAUGUUGGAGGGUAUGGAGGACGAGACUGGAAACGAUGCAAUGGUGGAGGAUACUGAAGAAGAUACUUGCGACCGCGAGACCAUUCUCAAAUACAUCAGUCAAGUCCGCAAUAGCUUUGGUUUUGAUGUGGAUGUGCGCCUUCCUUCUUGGCUGGUGAGUUAUCUGAAAUUCGUCCCCGCUGAUGUGUCUGACCCCAUCUAUCAUGAUCAUGUGCAUAGGGCAGCAAGGUUUGCAAUUGAAGAAAUCAAUGUUGACUUGGAAAGCAAAACUUAUGAGUUUGUGGAAAUUGCUAAGGCUGUCUACGUGUACAACCCAGGGAUGCUAAUGUUUUUGACUCUUGUUGUAAAAAAAGCCGAAGCAGAAGGAGCUGCUACUAUGACUAUCCAAGCAAUUGUCAAUCAACCCAUUGCUAAACCUUUCAAACUCGAUCAGUGGAUGUUUAAACUAGACGCCAGCCCUUGAUUCUUCCAUCUCUGCGUUUAUCCAUUUAUGCACUAUAAUAGUAGUAUUAGAUAUGUUAUGUUUGAACAACUCUUGUAGAAUCUAAUUCAACUUGUUAUCUGAAUUAUGCUGUCUCGUCUACCAAUUCAAGUAUGCACUAUAAUAGUAGUAUUAGAUAUGUUAUGUUUGAACAACUCUUGUAGAAUCUAAUUCAACUUGUUAUCUGAAUUAUGCUGUCUCGUCUACCAA